ACAUUCACUCAUUUGUUCUCUCAUCCACUCCCUCACUCUCUCACUCCCUCACUCUCUCAUACACACACUCGCACAGAGAAGCCAUUAUGUCUGGACGCGCUGGAGGAAAAGCAAAGCCCCUCAAGGCACCCAAGAAGAAGGCUGUUGACCUGGACGAGGAAGACCUCGCCUACAAGGCCAAGCAGAAGGAAGAGCAGGCUAAGCUGAAAGAGAUGCAGCAAAAGGCCGCUGGAAAGGGACCCCUCGUUGGUGGCGGCAUCAAGAAGAGUGGCAAGAAGUAGCGAAGGAAGAUGGAACGCGAUAGAGGAAUAAUAAAAGUCAGGAACGCAGUUCAGAACAUUCCUUGUAAAGAAAUUGAAUUCAAAAACGACCCACGGCGCAGCAGAGCAUGGAUAGUUCUGAGGAUCGAGAAGGAAUGAUGAUGCUACAAUGAACCGGAAAUUCGGGAAUUGACAGGAUUGUUGCAUGUGCCUCUGGAGCGAGAUGCUGUCGCAUUUUAAGAUUGCAUGCUUUUGCGCAUCAACUGCUCCUGCGAGAGAUGCAGGGAGGAGAGAAAGAAAGAAAGAAAGAAAGAAAGAAAGAGGGGCUUUGAGGAAAUGAUGGAGCUGAUGAGGAAGAG
Messenger RNA from Gamsiella multidivaricata, 619 nucleotides. RefSeq lists its product as uncharacterized. Bases 87 to 281 code for a protein of 64 amino acids. NCBI's taxonomy places the organism in Eukaryota, Fungi, Mortierellomycota, Mortierellomycetes, Mortierellales, Mortierellaceae. The transcript has 3 exons. The record is from RefSeq and is a predicted model, not a curated record.